This is a messenger RNA of Tarenaya hassleriana, 803 nucleotides long. RefSeq lists its product as uncharacterized. The record is from RefSeq and is a predicted model, not a curated record. Lineage: Eukaryota; Viridiplantae; Streptophyta; Magnoliopsida; Brassicales; Cleomaceae. Gene Ontology annotation, biological process: translation. Gene Ontology annotation, cellular component: ribosome. The transcript is spliced from 3 exons. The coding region runs from base 210 to 518 and encodes 102 amino acids. Gene Ontology annotation, molecular function: structural constituent of ribosome.
UCUUCCUUUGAUAUCUCAAUUUCUUGCUGUUUUCUACUUUAUUGUUUGAGUUUUAUUUUGAUUUUCUCUCGAUUUCGCAUCUGGGUCAAGUUCAGGAUUCAAUUAGGGUUCUGUGCCUAGGGGUCUAUUCGCAGUUUUUCUCCGAAUUUCAAUCUAAGUCGAAGGAAAUGGGAUAGCCCACCGAGGAUUCUUUAGCUCGGGGAGGAACAAUGAAGGUGAGAUCGUCAGUGAAGAAGAUGUGCGAGUUUUGUAGGACGGUCAAACGUCGAGGGCGUGUAUAUGUGUUAUGCUCUUCCAACCCUAAGCACAAGCAGAGGCAGGGAUUCUCUUCCAUUACUCAUGAAGGAAUCUCACCUCCUCCGUCGGUGGAGUCAAAUGCCAAGCAGGGGCUCUCAGAGCUUCCGAGUAACAAUGUAUCGGCUGGUCUGGCAUCACUCCUGUCGAGAAGGCCUCAGCCUACGGCGGUGUUUGGUUGGAGAGCCGGUCUAGCAUCCAUUCUGUUCAAACAGGGGAAUUAGCACGAUACCCGCCCGAGAUCCAAUCCAAGUAGCAUUUUCCCCAUUGAAUUCCCCGAGUCUUUCUCUGUCCUGAUCGCUGUUUUCUCCUGAAUUCCCCAGGUGAAAUUCUCGUAUUUCUCUUCUAUAUCCGUCGUAAGUUGUUCCUAGGACAGCAUAAUUGGGUAUUUUUCGGAAUUCCGGUCGCUGAUAUACAUGCUACUACAUUAGGGGGCAUUUGAAAGAGACUUUAUAAGGUUUAAAAUACCAAAAUAAUCAAAUGACAUCUAGUAAGCUGUUUCGAUGGCA